AUGGCCAUCAUUAAAGACAUAGUCAUCACCCCCGUGGCAUUCCACGACCCGCCCUUACUCAACAGCGUUGGCGUACACGAGCCCUUUGCGCUCCGCAGCAUCGUCGAGGUCGUGACAGAGACGGUCUACGGCCUCGGCGAGUCGUAUGGGGACUCCGCGCAUCUCGACCGUCUCGCCAAGGCAGCACAGCAGAUAAAAUCCUUGUCUCUCUCAAUCUAUGACACAAACGCCAUCUACCAAAUAUGCGUGAACAGUCUCGCAAAGGACACUACCACCGGCGGGGACGGCAUGGCGGGGAUGGUGACAACCGCCUCAGUUGCCGAUAAAGUCUUCUCACCAUUCGAAGUCGCAUGCCUCGACCUCCAAGGCAAACUGGCCGGUGUGCCUGUAAGCGACAUUCUGGGCGGGCGUGUCCGUGAUAAUGUGCAGUACUCCGCAUACCUCUUCUACAAGUGGGCAGGGCACCCCGGUCUUCCAGACGACGAAUACGGCGAAGCCCUAACGCCUGAGCAGCUCGUUCAACAGGCGGAAAAGAUAAUCGCUGAGUACGGCUUCAGGGCGAUCAAGCUCAAAGGCGGCGUCUUUUCACCCGAACAAGAAGUCGCCGCUAUCAAGGCCCUGCAUGCCGCAUUCCCAGGUAUCCCCCUCCGCUUUGACCCCAACGCUGCCUGGACGGUUGAGACCUCUAAGUGGGUUGCAAACGAACUCGCCGGAAUUGUCGAGUACCUCGAAGACCCAGCGCCCGAGAUUGGCGGCAUGGCAGCCGUAGCAAAGGAAGCGUCUAUGCCACUGGCGACUAACAUGGCUGUCGUUGCCUUUGACCACCUCCCCCCAUCGAUACUGCAAAAAGCUGUACAAGUGAUCCUGUCUGACCACCAUUUCUGGGGUGGGCUGCGCAAGUCGCAAACCCUGGCAUCUAUCUGCACGAUUUGGGGGAUGAGACUGUCCAUGCACAGCAACAGCCAUCUAGGGAUCAGUCUGGCAGCAAUGACACACUUGGCCGCAGCGACGCCCAACCUGGACUACGCGUGCGAUACGCACUGGCCGUGGAAAAGGAGGGACGAGGACGUCAUCGUCGAUCCGGAAAGGGCGCUGAGGUGGGUGAACGGGGGCAUUGAAGUGCCGCGGGCACCGGGGUUGGGCAUUGAGCUUGAUCGAGGGCAGUUGUGGAGAUUGCAUCGGCAGUAUCUGGAGUGUGGCAUUCGGGAACGAGAUGAUACCUCCUAUAUGAGGCGGUUUGAGCCGAAGUUUGAUGCGAGUAUACCGAGGUGGUGA
Aspergillus nidulans FGSC A4 is the source of this 1275-nucleotide messenger RNA. RefSeq names its product glucarate dehydratase family protein. Gene Ontology annotation, molecular function: glucarate dehydratase activity. The record is from RefSeq and is a predicted model, not a curated record. Lineage: Eukaryota; Fungi; Ascomycota; Eurotiomycetes; Eurotiales; Aspergillaceae. The coding region runs from base 1 to 1275 and encodes 424 amino acids. The transcript has a single exon.